Anguilla rostrata (American eel) is the source of this 2685-nucleotide messenger RNA. It is a transcript of the gene rsrc1, whose product is annotated as arginine/serine-rich coiled-coil 1. Gene Ontology annotation, biological process: alternative mRNA splicing, via spliceosome. The record is from RefSeq and is a predicted model, not a curated record. The transcript has 10 exons. Bases 135 to 1115 code for a protein of 326 amino acids. Gene Ontology annotation, cellular component: cytoplasm; nucleus. Lineage: Eukaryota; Metazoa; Chordata; Actinopteri; Anguilliformes; Anguillidae.
CUACGAUUGAUUUUAAUGGCUUCGAAAUGUCCAAAUCGGUGAUCUCUGAAGCUGCUAGUAAGGUCUGUGCUCGUGGUGACUCCUUUCAGUGAGUUUUCAGUGGAAAGGUACGAUUAUCUCAAACCGAGAGCGAAAUGGGGCGCCACUCCUCAGACAGCGAGGACGACAGCCGCAGCAGCCGCCGGAAGAAGAAGCACAGGCGUCGCUCCUCUUCCUCCAGCUCGUCGGGGAGCCGCGUGACCAGCCGCAGUAAGCGGUCCAGUCGGCGGUCCCGGUCGCGGUCAUGGUCCCGGGACAGAGACAGGAGGCGCAGAAGGAGGUCCAGCAGCAGCUCCUCCUACGAGUCGUCCCGGAAGAAGAGGAGCAGGAGCCCCGAGAAGAGCAAGCAGCGCUCCCACCGGUCCCACUCCCGAAACCGCAGGUCUCGCUCGAGGCAUCGGCGGUCCCGGAGCCGCAGCAGCGGGAAGUCCAGCCGCCAGCGCCGCCGCAAGGGGCGGAGCCGGGACCGAGAGAAGGGGCGGAGCCGGGACCGAGAGAAGGGGCGGAGCCGGGACCGAGAGAAGGGGCGGAGCCGGGACCGAGAGAAGGGGCGGGACAAGGACAAAGCCAAAGAGAAGGAGCCACGUGUGACCGGGGAUGGCGGAAACAUCAAAGCCGGAUUAGAACAUCUGACCCCUGCAGAGCAGACUAAAGCCACACUCCAGCUGGUGCUCCAGGCUGCAGCCAAAACGGAUGAGGUGCUGAAAGCCAAGGAAAAGAAGGAGGAGGAAGCUCGGAAAAAGAAGGAGGAAGAGGAGGCAUCGCUGGAGGAGCAGGUCCGUCGCAUCCAGGACAUCGAGGCCAUCAACAGCGACUCUUUUGUUGCCCAGGCUUUCAAAUCAAGCAGAGACAGCAAAAAGGUGUCUGACACGGUGGAGGUAAAGCAGGAAGUGGAGCAGGUUGACCCGCCCCCUGAGAAAGAGGAGGUGUGUCUCCCUACAGCCAUUCGUUACCAUGACAGCGACUCCCUGGCCCACCCCAGCCUCUUUAUGGAAAAGGAGGAGGCGGAGGAGCUUUGGCUGAACAGACUCAUCUCCCUGCGCCAGGAGAGGCUCAUGGGAAGUCCUGUACCCUGAUCUGCUCCGCAGACCGGCCGUCUGAUUGGAUGAGAUGAGCAGCACCAAUCAAACGGGGGCUUGAAUCAGAUCAAAUCGGACCUGCAGCUGAAGCUUGUGUGUUAGGGUGUGGCCACCUGAGCGGGACAACCAGGUGUGAGCGUCCGUACGUCUGUACUGCUGUCUGGCUUCCGAGCGUCCGUACGUCUGUACUGCAGUCUGACUUCCGAGCGUCCGUACGUCUGUACUGCAGUCCCGUUUCAAGCCAGGCUUAACAUCACAGGUCUGAUGAGGUGAAACCUUUCAAAACUCGCCUCUGUGUUUUCUUAUUGAUUUUUAUCUUCAGUAAUGUUUUUUGUUUCAUAUUUUUUUAGAUGCACGUGUCAAAUAAAUGUGUAGAAAUGUGUGGUGAUUGUGCAGAUUGAAUUUCUGGAGUGCGCUGGAUGUGAGGAAGCAUCAGCGCUGUGCUGAAACGACUGAGGGACAGACAGACACACGGACAGACAGACACACGGACGGACGGGCAAACAGACACACAGACGGACGGACAGACAGAAACACGGACGGGCAAACAGACACACAGGCAGACUAACAGACACACAGACAGACAGACAGACGCACAGACAGACGGACAGACACACAGACAGACGGACAGGCACACAGACGGACAGACACACAGACAGACAGACACACAGACAGACAGACAGACAGACACACAGACGGACAGAUAGGCACACAGACGGACAGACACGCAGACAGACGGACAGACACACAGACAGACGGACAGGCACACAGACGGACAGACACACAGACAGACAGACAGACACACAGACGGACAGAUAGGCACACAGACGGACAGACACACAGACAGACAGACAGAUGGAAAUGCGGGGUCACAGUAAUCGCAGCUCGUCACAGGCUCUAUUUACAGCCGGACAGAUGUCUGGGGGGUGGGGGGAGGGCGGUGUAGGGGGUGGGGGAGGGGGGUUGGCUCACUCAGAUUCACCCAGAUCUGCAAUUAAAAUGUCAGCAUGCGUCAGAGUGCUUUUCAGGGCUAUGCUGCUUGGUGGUUACCAAGCACCCUGUGCCUCACUAAAAAUACAACGUGUGUGAGAGUGUUUGAGUGUGUGUGUGUGAGUGUGUGAGGUCUUUGAGUGUGUGUGUGUGUGAGUAUGUGAGUGUGUGAGUGAGUGUGACUGUGCGUGUGUGUGAGUGAGUGUGUGAGUGUGUGUGAGUGAGUGAGUGUGUGUGUGUGUGUGCGCGUGUGAGUGAGUGAGUGUGUGUGUUUGAGUGUGUGUGUGAGUGAGUGAGUGCGUGUGUGUGUGUGUGUGUGAGUGAGUGCGUGCGUGUGUGUGUGUGUGUGUGUGUGUGUGUGUGUGUGUGUGUGUGUGUGUGUGUGUGUGUGAGUGUGUGUGUGAGCGAGCGUGUGUGUGUCUCCCCCCUGGAACAGGAGCUCUGGUAAAUAUGUACAUGCACAGUCACUCUUCCACUAGAAGUAAACAAAACAGAAUAGAAUCCUGUCCUGUGGAUCAAACCACCUCUCUUCUGUAACAACUGCUUUCAUUUGUCAAUUAAAAUUUUUUUUCCUACA